Molecule: messenger RNA, 1683 nt
Organism: Chrysochloris asiatica (Cape golden mole)
Lineage: Eukaryota; Metazoa; Chordata; Mammalia; Afrosoricida; Chrysochloridae
Gene: ADGRG3
Product: G protein-coupled receptor 97
Exons: 12
Coding region: 1-1683 (560 amino acids)
Biological process (GO): adenylate cyclase-activating G protein-coupled receptor signaling pathway; cell surface receptor signaling pathway
Cellular component (GO): membrane
Molecular function (GO): G protein-coupled receptor activity
Source: RefSeq, a predicted model, not a curated record
AUGAAAGCUUGUAGCCUCCAAUUAACUGGUGACCUUGGACUAGUCAUCGUGGUCAAGGGGGCCUUAGAUUGCUGUGUUCUCUUCCCACCUGAAGGGUUAGCUAGUUGUAAGGGAAAUUCAGAGGAGCCGAGAAACGUCUGUCUGGGGAGAGUCAUCUCUGGCCAGUAUGAUCCCUUCAGCCUGAAUAGCACUGCCAAGUGCUUCACAAAGUGUAGGCUGACAAACGACUCCUGUAGUCUGGAAAACUUGCAGAGAUACUGGCAAGGCUUUGAGGUCUACCUGGUGGAGAGCAGUUCAACAGAGACAGUGAAUAUGACUUUUGUGAAGACUUUGGUCCGGAACUUCAGCACUGACACCUCAGAUGCUGUGAUCAUCUCCCUGACCCCUUCUCAGAUCCCAAGGCAGGUGAUGGAGAAUAAAGACAAGACCUCCGACACAGUCCAGCUUCCCCGGAGCUUUUUUGGAUCCUUUCGGGGCAAGAAGCCUAUGGUCCGGUUAGCCAUAACUAUCCUGGACAUUGGUUCUGGGAAUCUCUUCAAGGGCCCCCGGCUCAGCCAGGAGGAUGGCGGCAGUGUGUUGAACAAUCAUCUGGUGGGCUUGAGUGUGGGUAAUACACCUGUCACCGGGCUGGACGAGCCUGUGGAGAUCACCUUCUCUCACCAGCAGAACCUUUCCAACAUGACCCUCACCUGUGUAUUCUGGGAUGUGACUAAAGGAGACUGGUCAUCCAAGGGCUGCUCCACGCACCACAAACGUGGAACAACUAAGUGUCGCUGUGACCACCUGACCUUCUUCGCCCUGUUGCUGAGGCCGAUCCUGGAUAAGGCCACUGUCCAGGCGCUCACAUACAUUUCCCAGGCGGGCUGUGGUGCCUCCAUGCUAUUCCUGACCUUCACUAUCAUCUUCUACACUGUGCUAAGGUUCUCCCGGCAGAGGUUUAAGUCAGAAGAUGCCACCAAGAUCCACGUGGCCCUGAGCAUUAGCCUGUUUCUCCUGAAUUUAACCUUCUUCAUCAUUGUGGGGAGUGGCUCUCAGGGUUCCAAUGCUGCCUGCUGGGCCCGGGGAGCUGUCUUCCACUACUUCCUGCUCUGUACCUUCACCUGGAUGGGCCUGGAAGCCUUCCACCUUUACCUGCUCAUCCUCAGGGUCUUCAACACCUACUUUGGCCACUACCUCCUGAAGCUGAACCUUGUGGGCUGGGGCCUCCCUGCUCUGGUGGUCAUCUGCACCGGGAGUGCCAACAGCUAUGGUCGUUACAGAAUCCAUGAUGAGGACAACCGUACUACACUGGAGCUGUGCUGGUUCCAUAAGAACACUGCCCUCUACGUCACCGUCCAUGGCUACUUCCUCAUCACUUUCCUCUUCAGCGCUGUGGUCCUGGCCUUGGUGGCCUGGAAGAUCUUCACUCUGUCAAGUGCCAUGGCGGGCAAAGAACAGGGACCGAACUGGAAAGGGGUCCUUACUGUGUUGGGCCUCUCCAGCCUGGUGGGCGUGACAUGGGGGCUGGCUAUCCUCACGCCGCUGGGCCUGUCCACUGUCUAUAUCUUUGCAGUCCUCAACUCUCUGCAAGGGGUCUUCAUCUUCUGCUGGUUCAUCAUCUUCUACUUUCCCAGUCAGCAUGCCACGUCCUCCUCUUCUGGAACUGCCCGGGUUGACCAGGACCACUCUGUGUCUCGUGGCUAA